This is a messenger RNA of Alosa sapidissima (American shad), 4808 nucleotides long. RefSeq names its product UDP-N-acetyl-alpha-D-galactosamine:polypeptide N-acetylgalactosaminyltransferase 13 (gene galnt13). The transcript is spliced from 12 exons. Bases 733 to 2403 code for a protein of 556 amino acids. Lineage: Eukaryota; Metazoa; Chordata; Actinopteri; Clupeiformes; Clupeidae. The record is from RefSeq and is a predicted model, not a curated record. Gene Ontology annotation, cellular component: Golgi apparatus.
CGCUACACUAUCCAGACCCGUUAGAUUUAGCAAACCAGCACUAGGGAUAGAUCAAGUGUCCGGUGAUAUAUUAUUUUCUGUAACAUAUCUAGCCAAAAAGGCGGAGACAGGUGGUAGUGGGCUCAGUAAGACUACGAUGAGGGGAAUUCAAAAUCAAACGAUGAUGGUUGACGAAAAGCCAGCAAUGUAGCUGGAAUUGGAUACACAGACAACAUCAUCGUGAUACAUAGCAUACUCUGAUAGGAUAGGACCGAUGGCUACAGUGUAGCGGUGCGACCUGACGUCGAGACCCAUUUAACUGAUAAUUGCAAAAUAGGAGAGCAUAGCAGCGCUCUUCGCGGAUAUUUGCGAUGCAAAUGCUUCCGCGAGGUGGACCUUGAGCAAUAUCCAGCGACUCUUUAAAGUGAGGUUGCAAGGAUAUACAUUUUGAGCUGCUAGCUAGCAAUCUACCCUAUGCAACACGUUGCUGACAAGCAAGACUUCAAGGUGUCAUUCAUACGCUACCACUAUUCAUGGGAUGACGUCGUGGCGUCGCCUCGGCUCUCUCUCCCCACUGCUGCCUCUCCACUCCUUUACCCUUGCCCCUGCCCCUGAGCUCUCCCUGGGCUCCUGACGCCACUGGCCAACCCUCCUCUCCUCUCUUCUCCUCUCCUCUCCUCUCCUCUCCUCUUCUCGCCUCUCCCACCCCCUUCUCCCUGUUCCGGCAGCCCGACUCCGACCCCGAGCUCCAGCAUGCGGCGCUUCGUCUACUGCAAGGUGGUGCUGACCACCUCGCUGGUGUGGGUGCUGGUGGACGUCUUCCUGCUGCUCUACUUCAGCGAGUGCAACAAGUGCGACGACAGGAAGGACCGCUCACUGCUGCCCGCCCUGAGAGCUGUGAUCUCCCGCUCCCACGAGGGUCCAGGCGAGAUGGGGAAGGCGGUGGUCCUCCCGAAGGAUGACCAGGAGAAGAUGAAGGAGCUCUUUAAGAUCAACCAGUUCAACCUGAUGGCCAGCGACAUGAUCGCCCUUAACAGGAGCCUGCCCGACGUAAGACUGGAUGGCUGCAAGACCAAGGUGUAUCAGGAUGACUUGCCCAACACCAGCAUCGUCAUCGUGUUCCACAACGAGGCGUGGAGCACGCUGCUGCGCACGGUCCACAGCGUCAUCAACCGCUCUCCGCGCCACCUGCUCGUGGAGAUCGUGCUGGUGGACGAUGCCAGUGAGAGAGACUUCCUGAAGAAGAAGCUGGACGACUAUGUGCGGAACCUGGAGGUGCCGGUGCGGAUCCUGCGCAUGGAGCAGCGCUCGGGCCUCAUCCGGGCUCGGCUGCGGGGGGCAGCCGCCACCAAGGGACAGGUCAUCACCUUCCUGGACGCCCACUGCGAGUGCACAGUAGGCUGGCUGGAGCCACUGCUGGCCCGCAUCAAAGAGGACCGGACGUCUGUGGUGUGUCCCAUCAUCGAUGUCAUCAGCGAUGAGACGUUCGAGUACAUGGCCGGCUCGGACAUGACGUAUGGCGGCUUCAACUGGAAGCUGAACUUCCGCUGGUACCCUGUACCCCAGAGGGAGAUGGACCGGCGCAAGGGGGACCGGACCCUCCCAGUCAGAACACCUACGAUGGCUGGCGGCCUGUUCUCCAUUGACCGCACAUAUUUUGAAGAAAUUGGCACCUAUGACCCAGGGAUGGACAUAUGGGGAGGGGAGAACCUGGAGUUGUCUUUCAGGAUCUGGCAGUGUGGGGGCUCGCUGGAGAUUGUCACCUGCUCCCACGUGGGCCACGUGUUCCGCAAGGCCACCCCCUACACAUUUCCCGGGGGCACCGGCCAGGUCAUCAACAAGAACAACCGCCGCCUGGCCGAGGUGUGGAUGGACGAGUUCAAAGACUUCUUCUACAUCAUAUCACCAGGUGUGGUGCGGGUGGACUAUGGAGACGUGUCGGCCCGCAAGGCCUUGAGGGACACCCUGCAGUGCAAGCCUUUCUCCUGGUACCUGGAGAACGUCUACCCCGACUCCCAGAUCCCCCGGAGAUACUACUCACUCGGAGAGAUCAGAAACGUGGAGACCAACCAGUGCGUGGAUAACAUGGGCCGCAAGGAGAACGAGAAAGUGGGCUUCUUCAACUGCCACGGCAUGGGGGGAAACCAGGUGUUUUCUUACACGGCCGAUAAGGAGAUCAGGACCGACGACUUGUGUCUGGACGUCUCACGCCUCAACGGUCCAGUGGUCAUGCUCAAGUGUCACCACAUGAAGGGGAACCAGAUGUUUGAUUACGAUGCAGAGAGGCUGACCCUCCUGCACGUGAACAGUAACCAGUGUCUGGACAUGCCGUCUGACGAGGACAAGAUGGUGCCCACCCUGAGGGACUGCAACGGCAGCCGCUCACAGCAGUGGAUCCUGAGGAACAUGACCCUCAGCGCGUGAGCUGCCUUCUCCCCACAUGACCCCUCGACCCUUAACCUCUGACCUCCAGCCUGCCAGGCUGGCACCCCCCACCUGAGAGAGCCUGUUGGCCCUUGGCGUGCCCAAAAAGGGCACUUGACAUCAACCACACACUCACUCACACACAGACACACACGAUACCAUUAGUGCUGCUACUGUUGCUGCUGGGACCUGUGACUGUGUAGGAACGGGCGAAAGCACCCUCUCCCCUCGGCCUCUACUGCAUGGCUUAACCAGCCUAUCUGUGUGAUUGAGUGUAUUUUUGUGUGGGAGAGUUUUUUGUUUUUGUGUGUGUGUGUGUGUGUGUGUGUGUCUGAGAUUAAGAGAGAGGUUGUCAUGAGGACUUCAUCCCGCCCUACCUGCUCAGAGACUGUUAGUCGAGCUCUUUGUGCUUCAGUCACCAGGAGCUGACCACCCAAGCGUCUGUGGACACUCACAAGACUGUUGCUCCACUCCAGACAAAACCCAAAGCAAGACUGCAUUACCCAGAGUGCUCAGCAAAUCUAGCUGUGGGACCUUUUCCAUAUCUAGAGAUCAUACAAUCACCUUGCAUUCUGCACAGUACUGCACAUACUUUCCGAUGCAAGUACAACAACACGCAAGGGGCCUGUCAAUUAAUAUCACAUCUGACUUCCCUCGUCCAUAUCUCUACUUAUCAGACCUGUAUUGGAAAUCUUACUAUUUCUAUUAAAUACAUAAUUUUAAGGAGAGGACUACUGUUUGGGGAAACCAGUUGUCAGACUUAGACCUGUAAGUAGAUAUUAUUUUUUGCAGAAUCAGAUGAAGAACUGCCAUCUUGUCUGCAUGUCUCUUUGCAAGAAAAAACUAGUGCACCAGUGACACUGUUUAAGACGGCAGUUAUGGUGUGGGAAGCUUUUCAAUUACUGCAGAGAUAUUGACUUGUGGUGUAUUGAUUUUGCCUUAAGGAAAGUUUGAGUUAUCGUAUCAUUAAUAGGAACUCAUUGUGUGGAGCACUGAGAAAAGGUGGAUGGAGCCACCGUUGCUAUGGAGAGGUACUUGACACAUUUCUAUCCAUUGUUGUUUAAGUAACUACAUUCUACCUGGAAGCAAAUCCUUUUUUCAACUUAACACAGGGACGUGUGUUGAAUCUCUCUGUUUUUUUAUUAUCAUUUCAAUAAUAUGUUGCUUAACUGAUAUUAAUUCAAUUUUAGUUGUUUUUUUGUUAUUAAUGGGGCAUCCCAAUGUGUUGUCUGUUUUUUUUUUUUUUUUAGUUUGCAGAUUUGAUAUUAAUCCUGUUUUAUUUGGGUCGUUGCUGUUGUUUGUUUUCAGAAAACACUUAUUUCCCUAAAUAGUCAAGUGUCCUAUUUAUAAUUAAAAAAACACUGAUAUUUCAGAAAUGUAGAGAUUAAGUGAUUUGACAGAUGUUGAUUACCCGGUGGGCUAAAGUGAAGGGUCCAUGUAACAAUGUAGAAAGCCUCACCAAAAUAUCAAUGCUACUGUAUCUAUAGGCAACACAUCAUGAUAUCCCUCAAGCAGAUAUAUGGCAAGACAGUAUAAAUACCUGUACAGACAAAUCAUUGUCAUUCAACCCUUGACAUACAAGCCUUGACUACAACACAAACUACUGUACUUUUAAGUUAUUAUUUUUGUCAUUAACAACCAUACAAUGCAGUUGGCAUAUUGUAAAUAAUAUAACCAAAAGUUUUUGAGCACCACUGUACAUACACAAAAAAAAGAUUAUUUUUUUAAGAUGCAACUUGAAAGCCCUAUGGAAAUUUAGAGUGUAGACAUUUACUAUAUUUAAGUGCACUAGAGUAUUUUGUCAUUAUUAGCAGUUUGGUUGGAUAUACUUUAUCACUGUAAGCUAAACUGACUUCAAAACCCCUUUACAUAUCAUCAGACUACUUUCAAGAUUUUACAUUGCAUAAUGUUUUCAUGCAUCGGCACUUCUUGAUAGCUUUAUGUAGGAAGACCAGAUUGAUUUAAGCAAAGUUGUAUUGUUUACAUGUAUUUAAUUUGAACAGCUAAUUUAGUCUGAUUAAGUCCAUUAAAAUGGACUAAAUUGAAUAAACUAAAAGGGGUGUUGUUACUUAAUGACAGAGGAAGGAACACACUCAAUCAAAACUAAACUCUGACCCAUGCUACGGAAUGUGAAUAUUUAUCGUCUAUGAAACCGGUUGGUCACAGAGUGACUUUCAUGGCAUUUUUAAGUGCAUGGUACAAAACAUAGCAACAUAGAUUGCCUUUCAACUUUGAAAUGUGUAACUUUGUAUUAGUCUUGAAGUGAUGUUAACCUGUUUGUACAUUUUUUGUAAGGCAAAAAACAUUGAACACAGGAAUGGAUUGAGUGUGUAUUUAUCAUGCAUACUCUAAUGGAUUCUACUAACAAACUGAACUGUGAGCUACAAUAAAUCACUGUUGAUGAA